AUGGGAGCCUCAGCUUGGCCGAGGCACUGGCCUCGACUCAUCUAUGCAUUAGCAUUUUGCCUAAUUGCUAUUAGUGUUGCUGCUGAUGAUAAGCCUUACUAUGGAGGCAAACCAUCCUACUAUCCAAAUCCAACACCACGAGAUCAUGAAGAACCCCCACCCUUCUAUUACAAACCCCCUCCAUAUUAUUAUGAAUCUCCACCUCCUCCUCAUGUUUAUGAAUUUCCUCCUUAUUACUACAAAUCACCUCCACCACCGUCUCCAUCACCACCACCACCACCACCACCAUAUGUCUAUAAAUUCCCUCCACCUCCGUCUCCUUCACCACCUCCUCCCUAUGUGUACAAGUCCCCUCCUCCACCAUCACCAUCACCACCCCCUCAUGUUUACAAGUCACCACCUCCUCCACCUCCCUCACCUCUCCCACCAUAUAUCUAUAAGUCACCACCACCUCCAUCUCCAUCACCGCCACCUCCAUAUAUUUAUAAAUCUCCUCCUCCACCAUCUCCUUCGCCACCAUCUCCAUAUGUUUAUAAGUCACCACCUCCUCCAUCUCCCUUCCCACCCCCUCCAUAUGUUUAUAAAUCUCCUCCUCCACCAUCUCCUUCGCCACCACCUCCAUAUGUCUACAAAUCUCCACCUCCACCAUCUCCCUCACCUCCUCCACCUUACGUUUAUAAGUCCCCACCACCACCUUCUCCAUCUCCACCACCUCCAUAUCUUUAUAAGUCUCCACCUCCACCAUCCCCCUCUCCUCCUCCACCAUAUGUUUACAAGUCCCCACCACCACCUUCUCCACCUCCACCACCUCCUUACGUUUAUAAGUCUCCUCCUCCACCAUCUCUUUCACCACCACCUCCAUAUGUCUACAAAUCUCCACCUCCACCAUCUCCCUCAUCUCCUCCACCUUACGUCUAUAAGUCCCCACCACCACCUUCUCCAUCUCCACCACCUCCAUAUGUUUAUAAGUCUCCACCUCCACCAUCCCCCUCUCCUCCUUCACCACCACCUUCUCCAUCUCCACCACCUCCAUACGUUUAUAAAUCUCCUCCUCUACCAUCUCCUUCACCACCACCUCCGUAUGUCUACAAAUCUCCACCUCCACCAUCUCCGUCACCUCCUCCACCUUACAACUAUAAGUCCCCACCUCCUCCAUCUCCUUCACCACCCCCUCCAUAUGUUUAUAAGUCUCCACCUCCGCCAUCCCCUUCUCCUCCUCCACCAUAUAUCUAUAAGUCACCACCACCACCUUCUUCAUCUCCACCACCUCCUUAUGUUUAUAAAUCUCCACCCCCGCCAUCUCCCUCACCUCCCCCACCCUAUAUCUAUAAGUCGCCACCACCUCCUUCCCCUUCACCACCUCCUCCAUAUGUAUACAAGUCUCCACCCCCACCAUCACCUUCACCUCCUCCACCCUAUCUCUACAAGUCACCACCGCCUCCAUCCCCCUCACCACCUCCCCCAUAUGUUUACAAGUCCCCGCCCCCACCGUCUCCUUCCCCACCCCCUCCAUAUCUUUAUAAAUCUCCACCUCCUCCAUCUCCUUCUCCUCCUCCGCCAUAUAUUUACAACUCUCCACCACCACCUUCGCCAUUCCCACCACCUCCAUAUGUUUACAAGUCUCCUCCUCCACCAUCUCCCUCACCUCCUCCACCUUAUUUGUAUAAGUCACCACCACCUCCGUCACCUUCACCACCUCCUCCUUACGUAUAUAAAUCUCCACCACCACCUUCUCCAUCACCACCUCCACCUUAUGUCUAUAAGUCACCACCACCUCCGUCACCUUCACCACCUCCUCCUUAUGUGUAUAAGUCUCCACCACCACCUUCUUCAUCCCCUCCUCCAACAUAUUAUCCUUACCUCUACAGUUCACCCCCGCCACCCGUGUAUUAA
This is a messenger RNA of Gastrolobium bilobum, 1893 nucleotides long. RefSeq names its product extensin-2-like. The record is from RefSeq and is a predicted model, not a curated record. Bases 1 to 1893 code for a protein of 630 amino acids. The transcript has a single exon. NCBI's taxonomy places the organism in Eukaryota, Viridiplantae, Streptophyta, Magnoliopsida, Fabales, Fabaceae.